Molecule: messenger RNA, 279 nt
Organism: Penicillium maclennaniae
Lineage: Eukaryota; Fungi; Ascomycota; Eurotiomycetes; Eurotiales; Aspergillaceae
Exons: 1
Coding region: 1-279 (92 amino acids)
Source: RefSeq, a predicted model, not a curated record
AUGGACGUGAGCAACAGCACAAUCUUUACUCAGCCUGCCGAAUGCUACUACUCCCGCGAUGCCUUUCCGUCUAUGGGCAACCUGAAGGAUUACACCGCUGUCCCGCUCUACCAAACGGCAAACCAUUAUAAAGAUAUGUACUCGAUCCUGAGACGGUUGUUGUACCGGUGGUCGCAUGUGGACAUACUCAAAUCCGGAGCCGUGUACUGCUGUUUGCAAUUCCACAUCCGCGAAGCAAGCCCAGCAGGUGCAGUAUUGUUUGAAUGCGGAGCACGUUGA